CCCGUUUGUUCCAAUUUAUUUUAAAUAAUUAUAGAUAUCCUUUGCUUUUCAGUAUAUUAAUAAAUAUUAGUUCAGUAUAUUAAGACGACAUUUUUAACCGUCUGUCACUUCUUUUUCGUCUUCUAUAAUAACAUAUAGAAUUUCUUUCAAAAAAUCAAUUUAAAUUCUACUCUGUAACAAAAUGGAUAAUAAUCAUAAUUUUAACCCUACCGACAAUGGAUUUAAUCAGCCACCAAACCAAGAUCAAACGGAGAAUUCUUAUAAUAAUGGCAGUAACAUGGUAAACGAUCCGGCUAAUAUAGCUAGAAAUACUAAUUUGCCUUCACCAAACCUACCACAAUAUGCUCCGCAGAAUAAUGCACCGCCACAACUCAAUUUUUCUCAAACGAAUCAUUCUGGAAUCUUUACUUUUAGUAUUCCUGGACUAAAAAUUAUCAUUAUACCUACUUUAUCUCCCAACAAUUCUGAAAUCUUUACACUUGAUAUCCCUGAUUUCAAAGUCAUCAUGAUCAUACUUUCUCUCUCGUAAUUA
This is a messenger RNA of Rhizophagus irregularis DAOM 181602=DAOM 197198, 532 nucleotides long. RefSeq lists its product as uncharacterized. The record is from RefSeq and is a predicted model, not a curated record. Lineage: Eukaryota; Fungi; Glomeromycota; Glomeromycetes; Glomerales; Glomeraceae.